This is a messenger RNA of Lates calcarifer (barramundi perch), 2724 nucleotides long. RefSeq names its product translocation associated membrane protein 1 (gene tram1). The transcript has 11 exons. NCBI's taxonomy places the organism in Eukaryota, Metazoa, Chordata, Actinopteri, Centropomidae. Bases 182 to 1294 code for a protein of 370 amino acids. The record is from RefSeq and is a predicted model, not a curated record. Gene Ontology annotation, biological process: protein insertion into ER membrane; SRP-dependent cotranslational protein targeting to membrane, translocation. Gene Ontology annotation, cellular component: endoplasmic reticulum membrane.
CCGUGGACCCUCCCACUACACAAGAGUGACACGCCAUUCAAUUGCUGCCUGGCCCUGUGCUUGUCGGAAGCAGGAGGGAGCUUUGGAGCGUUCUCGUUACAGAAAGAUAAAAAAUAUUAAGAGACAGAAAGCGACUACAUCUGCGCCGUGUAAAGCAAAAGUUGAGCCCGAUCGCGUCGACAUGGGGAUCCGAAAAAAGACCAACAAGAAUCCGCCGGUGCUGAGCCAUGAGUUUGUCAUCCAGAACCAUGCAGAUAUUGUUUCCUGUGUUGCUAUGGUGUUCCUCCUCGGGCUGAUGUUUGAGGUCACCUCAAAGUUUGCAGUGUUAUUCAUAACGGUCCAGUACAAUGUCACCAUAUCAACAAAUGAAGGCCCAGAGGAGACGGCCGUGAACCACUUCCACCACGGCAUCAAGGACCUGGCCACUAUCUUUUUCUACAUGCUGGUGGCCAUCAUCAUGCACGCCAUCAUCCAGGAAUACGUGCUGGACAAAAUCAACAGGAAGAAGCACUUCUCCAAAACCAAGCACAGCAAGUUCAACGAGUCCGGCCAGCUCAGUGCAUUCUACUUAUUCUCCUUCGGCUGGGGCACAAGCAUCCUGCUCUCUGAAAAUUUCCUAUCCAAUCCAGUUUCCCUGUGGGAGGGAUAUCCCCAUACACUAAUGCCAUUCCAGAUGAAGUUCUACUUCAUUUGUCAGCUGGGCUACUGGUUACAUGCUCUCCCAGAGCUGUACUUCCAAAAGACAAAGAAGGAGGAUAUUCCACGCCAGCUUGUGUACAUCUUCCUGUACCUGGUCCACAUUGCAGGCGCCUACAUUCUGAAUCUGAACCGUCUGUGUCUGGUCCUGCUUGUGUUGCACUACUUUGUAGAGCUUCUCUUCCACGUCUCCCGCCUGGUCUACUUCAGCAAUGAGAACAGACAGAUGGGUUUCACCAUAUGGGCCGUGCUGUUCGUCCUCGGACGGCUGCUCACCCUGUCCUUGUCUGUCCUCACCGUGGGCUUUGGCCUCGCCACAGCUGAGAACCAAGGCUUUGAUUUGACUGCAGGAAACUUUAACAUUCUUUUUGUGCGGAUAACUGUCCUGGCUGCUAUCUGCCUCACUCAGGCCUUCAUGAUGUGGAAAUUUAUCAACUUUCAGCUGCGCCGGUGGAGAGAGCACGCCCAAGCUCAGACCUUGAAAAAGAAACAAGUUCCUUCCAAGAGCAAAUCAAAGAAAGACAAAGCCAAUGGAGUAAAUGGAGUGAACUCCCAUGGAGCUGAUUCACCAAGAGCAAGAAAAGAGAAGUCCUCAUAAACACAUUCCCAUCAGCCCAUCCUAUCACCCAGCCCUACCUUCUCAAAGAACCGUCUCUGCCUCCGCGGCUGCGCCCGACCAACCAACCUACCAGCAGAUCCUCCACUUCACUUCUCCACCAUGAUAAGCGUUUUUUCAGCUCCCACACAGGACUGACCUCCCAGCUGGACUUCCCAAGGGCCAGAACGUAUUUAGCCUUUUUUUUUUUUUUUUUUUUUUUUUUUUUGCUUUGUCGCCAGUCGUCCAGCGCGCCUUGAUUUGAGAAUCAUUGCUCUGCUGUGCCAUUUCGAAUGGAAAAAAAAAGAAAAAAACAAAUUCAAAAAUAAACUAUGAAAAAAAAGACCUUAUUUAAGAAGUGCCUAUUGAUGCAGAUUGUUUUGUACAGGGUGUGUAAUUUUAAAAUUUCAGGAACGAUGAUUUCAGUGUUUAAUGUUUCUCCCAAGUCAGGCCAUUUCAUGCUUUUCCUAAAUACCGUGUAUUCCAGCUUGUGUUUUAUUUUCUUUUUUUUUUUCCCUCUUGUAUUUAUAACUGCUAGCUCAGCUCUUCUUCCCCCCUACCAUGUCCCUCUUUUUGCCAACAUUGUAUGGAGUUUUCCUUGUAAUAUCUCUUGUUUCUCCAUGACUGGAGGUUGCAUAGUCUUGUUAUAAUCUCCAUCUUUAAGAUAUGACUGGGUUCACACCACAGACUGUUCAAACCCACCCAGUAAGACAUUGUUUUCACCAUGUCAAUCACCAACACACCUUAGAUGGAAAGCAAGGUAGAAUAUGGAAGUAGUUUCGAACAUGCACUCAUGGAUAGAAUAAGGGAGAGUGUAUAAAAGCAAUUUAGGAAAACAGGAAACAUCACCCUGUAAUACUCCAAGUAGACUCACAGUUCAGUAUUGUGCAAAGCUUUCCAACAAAGAUGUAGUAUUUCAAUAUCAAAGUUCAGAACAGCUUUGUAAUCACAACAGAACAAGUUCCUUGUUGUGAAAUGAAACAGAAUCUAUUGCUGUUCUGCAUAUCAGCACAUGUUUUAGUUUUGAGUGAUAUAAGAUCAUUUGUUAGAGAUGGAAAGGACAAAAUCAGGCAAAACAUCCCUUUAGUCUGUUUGAUUGACCCCUGUAUGCCCCUCUUCAUUUGUAGUGAAAUGGGUUUAUAGUAUUUGUUUGGACUUGCAUAUUAUUGCUUACCUUAAAAUAUGCCACGAGAAUGAUUUGUUGUAAAAGCAUGGACUGGGAAUGAGAAAACUAUUUUGUUUGGCUCUAACCCUAACCCACAAUUGACUGUGCCAAAUGAGCCUGAUUGGACUGUUGGAAUAUGCUUUCUUACUUACAUGCCAUAAAAUGAAUUGAUAAAGCAAAAGAGUGCAGACAGCUGUAUUGUAAGAAUCAAUCACCACAGUAAUACUGGCUUAUUCUAAAAAAUAAACCCAUUUACUUAUUUUAGGUA